CCACCGUGUUCCUAGUAUCUUGCACUAGGCAUAGCCUAUAGUAGACACUCAGAAAAUCUGUGAAUUGAAAAUGAAAUUGAAACAGAACCUCUCAAGAAGCACUACACAGCAUGCAGCCUACAGGAAAUGCUCAAAGAAAGAAAACAGUGUGGAAGGAAUGCUGCUGAGGCCAGUAAGGGUGAGAGCUGAUGUGGCACCAUGUGAGAUUUGAGUUGAGCCUAGUGAGUUUUUCUCGCAGGAAGAAUAGAUUCAAUAUUUUUUUUCACCUUUACUUUGUUUACUUUGUCCUGGGGAUGCAGAAAUCCAUCAAAACUGAUCUUUGUUCUAAAGAGCUCACAGUCUGGUGGGGAAGACAAACACAGUCCUUGAUAUAUAAGAUGGAAAUGUACUGUGGGAGGACAGAGAUGAGGAAGAGCUAGUAAACUUGGAAGGCUUCACAGAAGAGGUGACAUUGGAGCUCAGUCUUAAAGCUUGGCGUUCAGUAGGGUAGGAAUUCUAGCGCAAACCAGUCUGUGCAAAAACCUUGAUAAAUGCCGUGGUUGUCAGACUUCUAUGUGCGUUAAGAAUCACUGGAGAAGUCUGUUUAUAAUGCAGAUUCCAAGGCUAUACCUCCCGGGAAAUUUCUGGUUCUAUAGGUGAGGGCAUCCACUUUAAUAAGCUUUACAGGACCACACUCUUUAAAACCUCUUUAUGUGCUCCCAUUGUCGUUGGAGGUGGGGGGCAGCGGUGGCGGGAGAUGAGGGUGGAGAGAGCUUUGCCCACCCGGGCUUCUGGGUCUCCAUAGGAGCACACUGUCACAAUAAAAACAAAUUCAUUUUGAGUCGCGCUUUCAGGGUAGUAGAUGCUUUCGUGUGCCGUACUUUGUCGGAGUCCCGCAACAACUCUGUGGGGUAGAAAUUAAGAGUCUCAUUUCAUAGGGGAGGAAACUGAGGCUCAGAGAGGGGAGAUUUGCUCAAGGUCACGAAGCGAAAGGUGGCAGGGCAGAGACCGAAAGCCAGGCUAGCAGAUUCCCAGCUCAGAGACUUUCCGGCUACGAAGGGAGGCCGCGAGUGGGUGGGGCUCAGGCCCUUGCUCCAGACUGCUUCCAAAAUGGUGGGGGCCUUGGCGUCAGCAACGCCCCCGCCCCUUCCGUCCACCUCCCUGCUUCUUCCCCAGGCCACCCAGGCGGGGGGAGGGGAUGGAACGGAUCAGCCCACGUGACUGCCGACAACCUGGCGCGUGACGCAGAGCGGCGGGCCCGGCGCUCGCCUUGCCUUGUGGGAAACGUAGUUCCGUAGACCGUCAAGCUGGCCAGGAAGGCGGGACCUAGGACUACAUUUCCCAGGAGGCCGCGGGGCGACGCCGCAGCUGACGCCGUCGGAGAGCUGGGACGCGGGGCGCGCUGUCGGGCGGGGGGCAGGUUCGGGCCGGUUGUGCCGUUGCGAGGCUGCUGCUGCGAUCGCUGAGGUGGGCCCAGAGUUGUAUCCUGACUUUGUAAAUUGGAGAAGCCAGUGCGGCACUGCCAGUAUUCUUUGAGGUAGUGUCUGUUUGGGGUCUGGUGCAAGUCGAAUCAUUGUUCAAAUAAGGUGUAAUUGAAAAGCGACCCUCUCUUUAGAGAUGUCAAAAACAAACAAAUCUAAGUCUGGAUCUCGCUCUUCUCGAUCAAGAUCUGCAUCAAGAUCUCGUUCUCGUUCGUUUUCGAAGUCUCGGUCCAGAAGUCGGUCUGUCUCUCGUUCAAGGAAACGCAGGCUGAGUUCUAGGUCUCGUUCCAGAUCAUAUUCUCCAGCUCAUAACAGAGAGAGAAAUCACCCAAGAGUAUAUCAGAACCGGGAUUUCCGAGGUCACAACAGAGGCUAUAGAAGGCCCUAUUAUUUCCGUGGGCGCAACAGAGGCUUUUAUCCAUGGGGCCAGUACAACCGAGGAGGCUAUGGAAACUACCGCUCAAAUUGGCAGAAUUACCGGCAAGCAUACAGUCCUCGUCGGGGCCGUUCCCGAUCCCGGUCCCCAAAGAGAAGGUCCCCUUCACCAAGGUCCAGGAGCCAUUCUAGAAACUCCGAUAAGUCUUCCUCUGACAGGUCAAGGCGUUCCUCAUCCUCUCGUUCUUCCUCCAACCACAGCCGAGUUGAAUCUUCUAAGCGCAAGUCUGCAAAGGAGAAAAAGUCUUCUUCCAAGGAUAGCCGGCCGUCUCAGGCUGCCGGGGAUAACCAGGGAGAUGAGGCCAAGGAGCAGCCGUUCUCUGGAGGCACCUCUCAAGACACAAAAGCGUCUGAGAGCUCAAAGCCGUGGCCAGAUGCCACCACAUACAGUGCUGGUUCUGCAUCACGGGCCUCAGCCGUGUCUGAGCUGAGUCCUCGGGAACGAAGCCCGGCUCUCAAAAGCCCCCUCCAGUCUGUGGUGGUGAGGAGACGGUCACCUCGUCCUAGCCCUGUGCCCAAACCUAGCCCUCCGCUUUCCAGCACAUCCCAGAUGGGCUCAACUCUGCAGAGUGGUGCUGGGUACCAGGCUGGGACACACCAAGGUCAGUUUGACCAUGGCUCGGGGUCCUUGAGUCCAUCCAAAAAGAGCCCCAUGGGUAAGAGUCCACCGGCCACUGGCUCCACAUAUGGCUCAUCUCAGAAAGAGGAGGCUGCUGCUCCAGGCGGAGCAGCCUAUACAAAGAGGUAUCUAGAUGAGCAGAAGACAGAGAAUGGAAAGGAUAAGGAACAGAAACAAACAAAUACUGAUAAAGAGAAAAUGAAAGAGAAAGGGAGCUUCUCUGAUGCGGGCUUGGGUGAUACAAAAAUGAAAUCUGAUCCAUUUGCUCCCAAAACUGAUACUGAGAAGCCUUUUCGGGGUAGCCAGUCUCCUAAAAGGUAUAAGCUCCGAGAUGACUUUGAGAAGAAGAUGGCUGACUUCCACAAGGAGGAGAUGGAUGAUCAAGAUAAAGACAAGGCUAAAGGAAGGAAGGAAUCUGAGUUUGAUGAUGAACCCAAAUUCAUGUCGAAAGUUGUAGCAGGUGCAAACAAAAACCAGGAUGAGGAAAAGUCAGGCAAAUGGGAGGGCCUGAUGUACGCACCUCCAGGGAAGGAAAAGCAAAGAAAAACGGAGGAGUUGGAGGAGGAGUCUUUCUCAGAGAGAUCCAAAAAGGAGGAUCGGGGAGGACCCAAGAGAACCGAAAGUGGGCACAGGGGAUUUGUGCCUGAAAAAAAUUUCCGAGUGACUGCUUACAAAGCAGUCCAGGAGAAAAGCUCAUCACCUCCCCCGAGAAAGACCUCUGAGAGCCGAGAGAAGCUAGGAGCCAAAGGAGACUUUUCCACGGGGAAGUCUUCCUUUUCCAUUACUCGAGAGGCCCAGGUCAAUGUCCGGAUGGACUCUUUUGAUGAGGACCUUGCAAGACCCAGUGGCUUACUGGCUCAGGAACGAAAGCUUUGUCGGGAUCUAGUUCAUAGCAACAAAAAGGAACAGGAAUUUCGAUCCAUUUUCCAGCACAUACAGUCAGCUCAGUCUCAGCGGAGCCCUUCAGAACUGUUUGCCCAGCAUAUAGUGACCAUUGUUCACCAUGUUAAAGAGCAUCACUUUGGGUCCUCAGGAAUGACAUUGCAUGAACGCUUUACUAAAUACCUAAAGAGAGGAAGCGAGCAGGAGGCAGCUAAAAACAAGAAAAGCCCAGAGAUUCACAGGAGGAUAGACAUUUCCCCCAGUACAUUCAGAAAACAUGGUUUGGCUCAUGACGAAAUGAAAAGUCCCCGGGAACCUGGCUACAAGGCUGAGGGAAAAUACAAAGAUGAUCCUGUUGAUCUCCGCCUUGAUAUUGAACGUCGUAAAAAACAUAAAGAGAGAGAUCUUAAACGAGGUAAAUCAAGAGAAUCAGUGGAUUCCCGAGACUCAAGCCACUCGAGGGAAAGAUCAGCUGAGAAAACAGAGAAAACUCAUAAAGGAUCAAAGAAGCAGAAGAAGCACCGGAGAGCACGAGACCGGUCCAGGUCAUCAUCCUCUUCCUCCCAGUCAUCCCACUCCUACAAAGCGGAAGAGUACACUGAAGAGACCGAGGAGAGAGAGGAGAGUACCACGGGCUUUGACAAAUCAAGACUGGGGACCAAAGACUUCGUGGGUCCAAGUGACAGAGGAGGCAGAGCUCGAGGGACCUUUGUAAGACCCUGCCCCCUCUCCCUUUCUCUAAGCCCUUACUCCCACCAAUUCUAAUUAUGUUCUUAUCAGAAUACUUAGUUUGUUGCCCUUGAUACAAGUAAUUCAGUCUAAAGACCCUAGAAUCUGUGGUUUCCCAAUCCCCAGGCUUUCCAUUUUUAGUGUUUUUGUUUGUUUUUUUCCUGUUCAUAAUCACUUAGCCAGAAAGUCUCUUAGGGCUUCUCUUCCGAACUUCCUCACUUGUCU
Molecule: messenger RNA, 4350 nt
Organism: Balaenoptera musculus (blue whale)
Lineage: Eukaryota; Metazoa; Chordata; Mammalia; Artiodactyla; Balaenopteridae
Gene: THRAP3
Product: thyroid hormone receptor associated protein 3
Exons: 10
Coding region: 1597-4161 (854 amino acids)
Biological process (GO): positive regulation of transcription by RNA polymerase II
Cellular component (GO): mediator complex
Molecular function (GO): transcription coregulator activity; DNA binding
Source: RefSeq, a predicted model, not a curated record